Bufo bufo (common toad) is the source of this 4909-nucleotide messenger RNA. RefSeq names its product mitogen-activated protein kinase kinase kinase 5 (gene MAP3K5). The transcript has 30 exons. NCBI's taxonomy places the organism in Eukaryota, Metazoa, Chordata, Amphibia, Anura, Bufonidae. The coding region runs from base 172 to 4266 and encodes 1364 amino acids. Gene Ontology annotation, molecular function: ATP binding; MAP kinase kinase kinase activity. Gene Ontology annotation, biological process: cellular response to stress; protein phosphorylation; MAPK cascade. The record is from RefSeq and is a predicted model, not a curated record.
UACUACUCCCCGGUCUAGGACGGAGGUCUACAGGGUGCAGUCACGGGGGCAUGCCGACCGGACCGAACAGCUUGGACUACCCUCCCGCCAGUCUGGAAGGAAGCUUCCUCGGUAACAGAUAGGGGAACUUGCCUUUCCCCUUCCUCCUGCUACUUUCCGUGCGGAGGAGCCAUGAGUGACUGCAGUGAAGGCAUUACAUUCUCGGUGCCCGUGUCCCCUCAGUAUGAGGAGAAGCCUGGCGUCAGACAGCACGGGGCAGCAGCAGCAGCACCCUGCACUGGCAGCAGGCUCCCCGAAGCUGGCAGCUUCUGGCACCAAGACUACGUCCAUGCUGCUAGCGGGGAAGGCACGGCGGGCCGAUGUAGUAAGGGCUUCACCCCAGCUGGGACCUCUGCUGGCAGCAGCCGCAGUAUAACUGUGGUCUAUGUGAUCAAUGAGGGCACCCCGGGGCUGCAGGCCUGUGAGAGCGCUGCCCUACACAGCCUGCAGGAGGCGUGCGAGAGUCAGGGGGCAACGCUGGAGACUCUGCAGUUCGGCAAGCUAGACUUCGGGGAGACCACGGGGCUUGACCGCUUCUACAAUGCAGAUAUUGCAGUUGUAGAAAUGACGGAUGCAUUUCGCCAGCCUUCGCUGUUCUACCACCUUGGCGUUAGAGAGAGCUUUAGCAUGGCCAAUAAUAUCAUCCUGUACUGUGACACAAAUGCUGAGACUCUGCAGUCUCUGAAGGAAAUUAUUUGUCAAAAGAAUAACAUGUGCACUGCUAACUACACAUUUAUUCCCUAUAUGAUCACACCCCAUAAUAAAGUGUUCUGCUGUGAAAAUAGCUUCAUGAAAGGACUGACGGAAUUGAUGCAGCCUAACUUUGAAUUGCUCCUUGGACCUAUUUGUUUGCCGUUGGUGGAUCGCUUUAUUCAGGUCUUGAAGAUGGCACAGGCCAGCUCAUGCCAAUACUUCCGAGAAGCCAUCCUCAGUGAUAUUAGACGUGCGCGCAACCAAUACACUGGAAAGCAGCUAGCGGCUGAACUGACAAGGAUACGACAUCGUGUAGAUAACAUUGAAGUUUUGUCGCCUGAUAUCAUUAUUAAUUUGCUCUUGUCAUACAGGGACAUCCAGGAUUAUGAUUCCAUUGUAAAGUUGGUGGAGACAUUAGAAAGACUGCCAACCUUUGAUCUGUCCUCCCACCUCCAUGUCAAGUUUCAUUACGCAUUUGCGCUAAACAGGAGGAAGCUACCAGGGGACAGAGAGAAAGCUCUUGAGAUAAUGUUACCCUUGGUACAACAUGAAGACCAGGUUGCUUCUGAUGUGUACUGUCUGGUGGGAAGAAUCUACAAAGAUAAGUUUCUGGAUUCUAAUUUCACUGAUGAGGAGAGCCGAGACAAAGGCAUACACUGGUACAGGAGAGCAUUUGAGUCUGAGCCAACCCUUCACUCUGGAAUUAAUUAUGCAGUGCUCCUUUUGGCGGCUGGGCAUAACUUUGAUUCUUCAUUUGAACUUCGUAAAAUCGGAGUGAAAAUUAGCAGUUUGCUGGGUAAAAAGGGAAGCAUGGAGAAACUUCAGAGCUAUUGGGAUGUUGGAUACUAUAUGGGAGCUAGUGUGUUAGCAAAUGACCACACAAAAGUAAUCCAGGCAGCAGAAAAACUAUUUAAGAUGAAGACACCAGCUUGGUACUUGAACUCUGUGGUGGACACUAUUCUGAUUUACCAAAAAUUCAAGAAACCAAACUUGGAGAAACAUGUAUCCAAACAAGAGAUUGUUGAUUUUUGGAUGGAUUUUCUAGUUGAAUCUACAAAUACAAAUGUGUCUGUUGUGCGAUUUCCAGUCUUGAUCCUGGAACCUACAAAGAUCUAUCAGCCAUCCUAUCUUUCCAUCAAUAGUGAAGCUGAGGAGAAAACGAUAUCUAUCUGGCACGUACUUCCACAUGAUAAGAAAGGAUUUCACGAAUGGAAUUUCAGUGCCUCUUCCAUAAGAGGUGUAAGCAUAUCGAAGUUUGAAGAAAGAUGCUGCUUUCUGUAUGUUUUGCACAACUCCGAUGACUUCCAGAUCUACUUCUGUACAGAACUUCACUGUAAAAAGUUUUUUGAUAUGGUGAAUAGCAUCACUGAAGAACAUGGAAAAAACACAGACGAAGUGGAUUGUGAUACAGAUUCCCUGGAAUUCGAUUAUGAAUAUGAUGAAAAUGGCGACAGAGUUGUGUUGGGUAAAGGUACACAUGGAGUGGUUUAUGCAGGACGAGACCUCAGUAACCAAGUCAGGAUAGCUAUAAAGGAGGUGCCUGAGAGAGACAGCAGGUACUCACAGCCACUCCAUGAAGAGAUUGCACUUCACAAACAUCUCAAACACAAGAAUAUUGUCCAAUAUUUGGGCUCAUUCAGCGAAAAUAAAUUCAUUAAGAUUUUUAUGGAGCAGGUACCAGGAGGAAGCCUUUCUGCUCUUCUGCGAUCCAAAUGGGGACCUCUGAAAGACAAUGAACAAACGAUUGGAUUUUAUACCAAGCAGAUACUUGAAGGCUUGAAAUAUCUUCACGAUAAUCAGAUAGUACACCGAGACAUAAAGGGUGAUAAUGUCUUGAUAAACACAUAUAGUGGGGUGCUGAAAAUUUCUGAUUUUGGUACGUCAAAGAGGCUUGCUGGUAUCAACCCAAAUACAGAGACAUUCACCGGCACUCUUCAGUACAUGGCUCCAGAAAUAAUAGAUAAAGGUCCAAGGGGGUACGGGAAGCCUGCAGAUAUUUGGUCCUUGGGCUGCACAGUAAUCGAAAUGGCUACAGGAAAGCCUCCUUUUUAUGAACUAGGAGAACCACAAGCUGCCAUGUUUAAAGUCGGAAUGUUUAAAAUCCAUCCAGAAAUCCCAGAAACAAUGUCGGCAGAGGCAAAGGCCUUUCUUUUGAAGUGUUUUGAGCCUGACCCCGUGAAACGUGCCACUACUCCUGGGCUGCUUAUGGAUGAAUUCUUAACAGUUUCAAUGAAAAAACGGAAGUCCAAUCUUACGCUGUUAGCCAUUUCUCCUGGAUCAACGGAUUAUAUGAGGAGUAUAUCAUUGCCUGUGCCAGUGAUGAUGGAAGAUGCAAGUAGUAGUAGUGAAUAUGGAUCAGUAUCACCAGAUACAGACCUGAGAUCAGAACCUUUCACCUUUACAUCAAGAACUAAAUCUUGUGUUGAAAGAGAGGAGAAAGUCAAAAGAGGUUUUUUCCUUGGAAUUCCAGAUGAACUUUUUGAAGAUCACAGUGCUCCUCCCUCACCGGAGGAAAGAGAUUCUGGAUUCUUCAUGUUGAAGAAGGACAGUGAACGAAGAGCUACACUGCAUCGCAUACUGACUGAAGAUCAAGACACUGUUGUGAAAAACCUGAUGAAAGCUCUUGAUCAGGGAACAGAAGAAACCAAAUUAAAGUGGGAACAUGUUACAACCCUAGUUACAAGCUUACGAGACUUUGUGAGAUCCACUGACCGGAAGAUAAUUGCUUCUACUCUUUCAAAACUCAAACUGGAGCUUGACUUUGACAGUCACGCCAUUAGUCAAGUCCAAGUGGUGCUGUUUGGUUUCCAAGAUGCGGUCAACAAAGUUCUUCGCAAUCAUCACAUCAAGCCCCACUGGAUGUUUGCUCUCGACAGUAUCAUUAGAAAGGCAGUGCAAACCGCCAUCACCACAUUAGUACCAGAACUGCGGCCACAUUUUAGCAUCACUUCUGAAAGUGACCCAGCAGACCAAGAUGACCUCGAGGUGGAGGAAGACCCUAAUGCCCUACCUACACAACAGACCAGUGAGGUGGCUAGUGCAGUGACUGACGAUAAUGUGCAUACAUCUGGAGUAAGCACCCUCAGUUCCACUGUGUCGCAUGACUCUCAGAAUGCUCAACGAUCGCUUAGUAUGCAACUGGGGAGACUAAAAAUUGUGUCCAACAGGCUUCUAGAGGAACUGCUACAGAAAGAGAAGGAAUUCCAAGUAUUAAUACGUCAGGCUAUUGAAGAAAAGGACCAAGAAAUCAAACGGCUUCAGGAACGCUCAAAGCCAAUAAAUAUCCCCGGUAUAUCCGUGUCCCACAUAAGAACCCCCAAUACACCCAGUGAAGACCUAGAACUCAUCCAUUGGCUGCAGCAACAUCAAGUAGAUGAGGAUACAAUAAACAAGUUUAUGGCAGAAGACUAUACACUGGAAGAUAUCCUGUGGCAUGUUACACGAGAUGAUUUAAAAUCCAUGAAUCUAAGGGGAGGGACUCUAUGUGCAAUCUGGAAGGCUAUUGUGGACUUCAGAGAGAAGCAGUCUUCUUGACAUAUGUCUUCCUGGAAUUAUCACCCAAACCAGAAUUCCUGCUAGAGAGGCUGCUGCACUUUAUCUCAGUGUUUGUUCACCAAUGUGAAAUAAUUGUGAAGAACAAGAACAGGCUGCCCUUAUGCCUACUGAAAUCCGUCAUAGGUUCAUGGAAGGGACGCAAGAUAAUAUUUUAAGCUGUACAUACAGUUCUUCCAUUCUACUGCAAAGUGUGACUGCAGGUUCCUUUUACCAAUUAAUUACAAAGGGAAUCAAACUUUUUUUUAUUUGUUUUAAUUUGUCAGUUCUAUGAAAUGUGAUCUGCUGGCAACGUCAAUGUGAGUUCCAGUCUUUGUAUGUAUGUGUGUAUAUGUAUAUAUAUAUAUAUAUAUAUAUAUAUAUAUACAUACACACUCUUGUGUUGGUGGGAUUGGGAAUAUUCUAUUAUAAUGACAUUUACCUUUUUUAUUAUUCUCCGUACUGUUUUUAUUGACUGUUUUGACUGAAGAGGGAGCAGAAUUAUUAGUCUUUUAUGUGUAUUUGUUUUUUACUUCAACAAUAUCAAACUGUACCAGUUCAAUAUUCUGUAUGUGCAUUGAACAAAAGUCGGCUUGUUCUAAAGCUAUUGUGACGUUAGUCCUACUAAUAAACCUCUGACAAACAA